AUGCAAAAGGAAAGAAUGGAAUGGCAAAGUUUUUUGGCAUCCGUACUUAAUGGCGACGUUAUUAAAUCGGAGAAACGGCGUAUGUCAGGUUCAAAUCCAAGGCAAGCGGCUAGUAUAAGUUAUCAAAUUUGGUUGGGAAUCCGUGCUAUAACGCGUGGACGUACACUCGCGGAAGAGAAGUUGAUUGUUGAGGAGAGUCGACAGAUAAUCGAUGUUUUACUCAAAGAAGUUAUAGAAUUUGAGGUAAAACCAGGUGAUGUGCCUGCAAUUGAUCAGGUAGCCGAGAUACUUCAGAGAGUUGAUACAUGUGAGAAUCUUUAUCAUUCACGCAAAGCAAUGAUGCUUGAUAAACCUUUAUAUAAAUCAGAAGAAUUUCAAUAUAGUUUGGAUGCUCUUAAUUCAUGGUUAACGAUAACACGUAGUUUGCAAACACAAUUAAAAAUUUUACAAAAUUGGACAGGAAGUGGAAUUUUGGAAAUUACUCGACCGAAGGAUGCCCCAACCGAUGCAGAAAAUCCUUCUUUUCUUGAACGAAUAUUGAAAGAGAAUAGUUUGAAACAAACUUUUGAAAACCGAACUCUAUCGACUUUAGAUUCGCUUUUGCUAAAAGCGAAACGUGUAAUGAUUGAUAAUGCUGCUGCUUUUGCUAAAAUGAAAUUACCUCCUUAUAUCAACGAAUUACAGCAACUUCUUAAUUUUCCAACAAAACUUAUGGAAGAAUGUAUGAAAUUGUUACUUACGUAUUCUAAUCGUCUGUCCGAUCCUACUAUGUUGAUGGUUCAGCAGAUGAUGGAGAAUUUUCGAAUUUCUCUUUCAUUAGCAUGUCAAAUCAAACAUCAAUAUCUCGAGCUUAUCAAACCUGCAGAUGGUUGGGAUAUUCCUCCAUGCAUCGAUGAAAAUUAUAAUACAGUUUUACUAGACUCGUUGAAAUUCUACUUUAAGUUACUACAGUGGAAGCUCAAAAUUGGAUACAAGACUGUAUCAUUUAAGGAAGCAGAAAUUUUAGAAAAUGAAUGGUCUUUUUUAAGUGGCAUAUGUCGUCAUAUAGUGGGAGGUGAUUCUGAAACUGCAGUACAAUUUUGUUCUCUAACGAAUAAGUUACUUCAGAAUGUCAUGACUUAUUAUGAUAAGGAGCUUGGACUAGGACCUACGAAGUCUGAUCCUUUAAAAUUUUAUAAUAAACUCUUGGAAAGUGUACGUUUAAGAUUGAGAAGAUUGAUUCGGUUUACGAAAUUUCUUUUCGGUGAACUCGAAAAUGCUGCAGAAUAUUUUAUUGAUGAUAAUAAUUAUCAAGCUUUUAUCAAAGGAUUAGAGCAUACCUCACAUGUUCUUGUGUACCCUGAUACUUAUGAGUCUGAUGGUGUGUGCUUCAUUGUUGAACGAACGCUUCAUAACCGACCUCAACAAAUACAAAAACUACUUACUUCUGUUCUUACGUCCGAAAAAAGACAAGAUAAUUAUGAUGAAGAAUUAAUAGGAACGGAAUAUGUCCUUAUUCUAUCACCCAGGGUACAAUUUGAAUGGAAUGGUCUUAAUAUGGUUGAGUCGAUGGAACAACUUAAUAUUGAACUCAAAACUCACCGUAUCAGGCUAGUUUCUGGUGCAUAUCCAAGACUACAAGCAUGCAAACAACGUUUUCGCGAAGCAGUCGAUGGUUGUGGUAUUGAAGUUUUGUUAGAAACGCGAGCAAACGUACCUUGCGUUAAUCGCGAAAUGACUAAAAUUAAAAAAACUGUUUUCAAGCUUGCUAAUAAAAUAAUUGAUAGUGUUGCAUUAAUUAAAGAAAAAACAAAGAAUGAAGAAUGUCAAGAUUUGAUUGAAAACUGUUUUAGUUUUGCAACUGAAAUAGGUCAACGUUGUUUGCGUUAUAUGCAUCGAGAUGCUGUGCGUGCGCAAUUAAAUGUUAAAUUAACCCGAAUGGCGAUAGAUUGGGUUAGUUUUAUAUGUGAUGAUUGUGUUCCCACAGAUCGCAAAACGUUUAGAUGGGCGGUAAUUGCUUUAGAAUUUGCUAUGGCGACAAAUCGUGGUAACAAUAUUCUAGGUUUAACAGAAAAUGAAUUUGCCAUGUUGCGUAGCAAAGUAGGGAUGUGUAUGAGGUUACUUAUAUCUCAUGUAGAUAUUAUGGGUGCGCGAUCAUCUCAUGAAGAGCAACAACGGCAAGAGACAACUGGUCAUCAGAGUGAUCUUGUAUUACAGUCUCUUCUUCAACUCCAAAAUAAUUAUGGUAAUGCUUAUAGCGGCAAGGAUUCUUUAGUUAUGCGAGAUGAAUGGAUGGCUAAGUUAAAUGAAUUAGAAGCUAGACGCUACGAAAAGGAACAAGAUCAACGUCUUGUUGGUAAAGUUCUUGACGAUAAUCAACCUGAAAAUCGACCUUUAGUCUUUUUAGCAUCAUCAAGUUCAAAUAUUUCUUUACGAUGGCAACAAGGCAAAUUUAUAGGAGGUGGUGCUUUUGGAUCAGUUUAUUUGGCUGUCAAUUUAGAUACUGGAGAUCUUAUGGCUGUCAAGGAAAUACGAUUUCAGGAUCCAUCUUCACUUACAACGCUUUAUAGGUCUGUCAAGGAAGAAAUGUCAGUUAUGGAAAUGCUUGAUCAUCCAAAUAUUGUUUCAUAUUACGGUAUUGAGGUACAUCGGGACAAAGUAUAUAUUUUCAUGGAAUAUUGUCAGGGUGGUAGUCUUGCUUCUCAGUUAGAACAUGGACGUAUCGAAGAUGAAGGAGUAAUUCAAUAUUAUGUUUAUCAGAUGUUGCAUGGGUUAGGUUACUUACAUGAAAACGAUAUAGUUCAUAGAGAUAUAAAACCUGAUAAUAUACUUUUAGAUCAUAAUGGAGUGAUAAAAUUUGUGGACUUUGGAGCAGCAAAAAUUCUUGCAAAAAAUCAGAAGACAAUGGGCCGAACUACAAUGGCACAAAAAUCUAAAACCAAUGUUCAUAGUCUAACUGGUACUCCAAUGUAUAUGGCACCGGAAAUAAUAACCGGAGGGGAGAAGGGUCGUAAAGGAUCAAUGGAUAUAUGGUCAUUGGGAUGUUGUGUAUUGGAAAUGGCCACUGGUAGACGUCCUUGGUCAAAUUUAGAUAACGAAUGGGCUGUUAUGUAUCAUGUAGUUACAGGUCAUCCACCUUUACCGGAUCCCUCACAGUUAUCGGAAUUAGGAAUGGAUUUCUUAAAAAUGUGUUUUAUUAGAUCAGCACAACAACGUCCUUCCGCUAAAGAAUUACUGAAGCAUCCAUGGAUCGAAGAUGCAGUUAAAGGAGUUUCUGCGAAUAUGGAUUCAAGCGAGUGGACUCAUAAUGGUAGUAUGUUGAGUACAAGCUCAAACUCCGCAACUAAUACAACACCUAACACUAGUAGUACUCCCACAACUCCUUUCAGCAAUAUAUCAAUGCGAACAAUGGAGUCUGCAAUGCGGACUUUAGAACUCGUGAGUGAUGAAGAUUUUAGACCUUCAUCCCCGCCAUUAUCGAAUGGUAAAGAACAUGUAGAAGAUGAUUCUCAAAAGAUAUUUAUGAUCAAAGAUGGGUUACCAUCUAGUACUUCAGUAGUAUCUGUUGAAAGCGAAGACGGUGUAUUAGUUUAG
Molecule: messenger RNA, 3573 nt
Organism: Rhizophagus irregularis DAOM 181602=DAOM 197198
Lineage: Eukaryota; Fungi; Glomeromycota; Glomeromycetes; Glomerales; Glomeraceae
Biological process (GO): protein phosphorylation; p38MAPK cascade
Molecular function (GO): ATP binding; protein kinase activity
Source: RefSeq, a predicted model, not a curated record